Molecule: messenger RNA, 1866 nt
Organism: Triticum turgidum subsp. durum (durum wheat)
Lineage: Eukaryota; Viridiplantae; Streptophyta; Magnoliopsida; Poales; Poaceae
Source: the annotation of a GenBank genome assembly
AUGUCAUGGUUGCUGCUUCUCUGCCUAGUCGCCGCCGGCAUAUUGCAAGCUCCUGCGCAGCCAAACCCAGCAGGUUUCAUAAGCAUAGAUUGUGGUCUCCCGGGAGAGACGGGCUACGUGAACAACAUCACCACUCUAUCCUACACCACGGACGCCAGCUUCAUUGACGCCUACGCCGGCUCAAACCACAACAUCUCAACUAAGUACAUGACCUCGACACUACCCAACAACUGGUGGUACACCCUGCGCAGCUUCCCCAGUGGGGCGCGCAACUGCUACACUCUCGGAUUGCUCAUGCCUGGGCUAAAAUACCUGAUCCGCGCCAAGUUCUUGUACGGCAACUACGAUGGCCUCGAUAGGCUACCUAUCUCCUUUGACCUCUACGUGGGUGUUGACUUUUGGAUGAGGGUGAACAUCCAAGUAUCCGGCAGGUGGGUGUUGGCGGAGGCCAUCGUGAUGGUGUCGCGUGAUUCCCUACAGGUUUGCCUUGUGAACACGGGUGGCGGGGUGCCAUUCAUCUCUGCGCUAGAUCUGAGGCCGCUGAGGAACAAAAUCUACCCACAAGCCAACAUGACACAUGGCCUGGUUCUGGUCAACAGGAUCAACUUCGGACCAUACGAUGGAAGUGCUGCUAUCAGGUACCCUGAUGAUCCUUUCGACCGCAUGUGGUUCCCUGCUUCUGGCGGUGCAACAGCUUACUGGGAUGAGAUAUCAACGGAGAUGAAGGUGGAAAUUGGUGACGACCAAUUCCAGCCACCCCAGGCAGUGAUGCAGACAGCCAUCACGCCGAAGAACUUCUCCAGCAACAUAGAGUUCACCAUGGACCUCCAGGGUUCCCCUAGUUACUGGUCCCUGGGGUACAUUGAAAUGAUGUACUUCUCUGAACUAAAAUCUCUCCCCAAUAAUACACUACGACAGUACACCAUCUACCGGAAUGGAGAAGAGACCACAACAGCCUACACUCCGCCGUACCUUGACGAUGGUUACACCUACUCAGCUGAGCCAUUUCAUGCCAGACAGUACUUGUUGUCCAUCAACGCCACGGCUAACUCAACGAUGCCGCCCAUCAUAAACGCCCUCGAGCUAUUCUCCAUCAUUCCAACCACCACCUUGGGCACCAACUCACAGGACGUGUCUGCCAUCAUGACCAUCAAGGAGAGGUACCAGGUGCAGAAGAAUUGGAUGGGUGACCCAUGCGUUCCCGAUACUAUGGUCUGGGAUGGCCUAACAUGCAUCUAUGCCAGUUCCAAGCCCCCAAUUAUCUCAAACGUAAAUGUCUCCUUCAGUGGUCUGAAUUAUACUAUAUCACCUGAUUUUGCAAAUCUCACGGAUGUCCGACACUUGGAUCUGUCAAACAACAACUUGAUAGGUUCAAUUCCAGACACCCUUUCACAAUUACCGUCAUUAAUAUUUUUAGAUCUCUCAAACAACAAGCUCAGUGGAUCAAUUCCCUUUGGACUUCUAAAAAAAGUUCAAGAUGGCUCCUUGGAUCUAAGAUAUGGCAACAAUCCUGACCUCUGUUCUAAUGGGAAUACAUGCCAUCCUACUGAAGGAGAUAACAAACUAGCUAUCCACAUAGUAGUUCCGGUAGUUGUUAUUGUGGCAUUAGUGUUAGUGGCAAUACUAUGUUUUUGGUUACAAAGAAAAAGAAAGGAAGGAUCAAUCAGAAACCCUGUGAAGGUGACGAAUGACGGCGACUGGAUUAUUUCACUUCCACUUGAGAACCGUCAGUUCACAUACAUGGAACUGGAGGUGAUUACGAACAACUUCCAACGACCGCUUGGAAGAGGAGGGUUUGGGUACGUCUUUCAUGGCUCCCUGGAGAAGGGUACUGAGGUGGCAGUAAAGUUAAGGUCUCAUUCUUAA